Molecule: messenger RNA, 864 nt
Organism: Durusdinium trenchii
Lineage: Eukaryota; Dinophyceae; Suessiales; Symbiodiniaceae
Source: the annotation of a GenBank genome assembly
AUGCGCCGGGGCCUGCACGGCCUGCGGCAUGGAUUGCCCUGCGGCGUCGGCGGGGGCUUCCGGAGAAGUUUUGCCACUCAUGGCGACGAGGCGAAAUCAUUUCCACGGGUCUUGGCGGUGGAGGGCGCCAAGGAGAUUGGCCAAAGGAUCCGUGAGCUGAAACCUCAGCAGGUGAUGCUGGAGACUUGUGAAGAGCGGCUAUCUUUGAGCAAAUCUUCCGGUUCACAGGAUGUUGUGAAGGAUGAGAAGGACCGAGAAGCGCUGAGCCACGCGGAUGCCAUCGCCUUCGUCCACGGCGGUCUGCGCUUGGCGGAGCUGCAGAGUUCGCAGCGAGCCGCCGAGGAGGUUGGUGCUCAGGUCUACUGUGUGGAUCGGUCAUAUCGGGAAACACAAAAUCGCGUGGCCAAGCGACUGCUCUUGCAUCCAAAGGAGAUGCUCGGCUUUGCGCGCUUCGCGGCCUCCAACCUGGGCGGGGCCACCGAGUUGGGUGGAGAGGAUGCCUUCCAAUGCCCGGCGCCGGUGGCGGAGAUCCUGGGAGAGGAGCGUGAGAGGCACAUGGCCUCUGAAGCCUUAAAACAUCACGUGACCGGGGCCACCGCUCUGUUGCUCUGCAGCCCUGCGAGGAGCUCCUCUCUGCAACAGCUCCUGGAGACCAAGAACCCAGAGGCAAUGAAAGAAACCUCAUCCACAUCCAGGGUCUGGCCGUUCUUGCUGGUCUUGGUCUAUGUGGUGAUCCCUGGCUAUGGCACCGUGUACUUGUUUUGGCGGAUGGCCAAAGGACUGGGUGACUGGAUUUCAUCACUCCUGCGGCCAUCAGCACCAGAUGAGGCAUCUGAGACUGGAAGGGCCCCAGCUGAAAGGUAA